Messenger RNA from Psammomys obesus (fat sand rat), 2321 nucleotides. It is a transcript of the gene Primpol, whose product is annotated as primase and DNA directed polymerase. Bases 490 to 2109 code for a protein of 539 amino acids. Gene Ontology annotation, molecular function: chromatin binding; DNA-directed DNA polymerase activity. The record is from RefSeq and is a predicted model, not a curated record. Gene Ontology annotation, biological process: DNA replication, synthesis of primer; mitochondrial DNA replication; replication fork processing. NCBI's taxonomy places the organism in Eukaryota, Metazoa, Chordata, Mammalia, Rodentia, Muridae. Gene Ontology annotation, cellular component: nucleus; mitochondrial matrix. The transcript has 15 exons.
CUCGGGUUCCCGCCAUCUACAGCUUCACCACCUGCUGCUGCCUCCGGCCGACGUGCGUCCCCUGAGUUCCAACAGAGGCUUAAAAAGGAUACAUGGUUUGCCCUUGUGAAGAGCAGUAGUUAUAAAUGCAGAUUCCAGAAACAAACUGAUCUGUCAUCCCUCUCAAAGUGGGCGAGGAUCAGCCAUUAGUUCUGUUGGGAGAAACUAAGCGAUUGGACUCAUGCAACCCUAGCGAUGCUGCGAUGCUUCGUGGGGGCUGUGGUUCCACAAGGAAGGAACUAACUGAGAAAUCCCCAUCUUGUGGUGCCCUCACCCCUCCCUGUGCUAAAUGCUCUUAACAAAACGGAACCUUAGGGAACAUGUUAUUUACGAAUGCGACUGUGUCACUGCAAAGAUUUCUGCUAAAAUUGAAGACAAAGCCAUUGUCAUAGUAGUGAUUGACAGCAAAGUACCUGAGUUUGGAUUUAUUCUGCCCAUACUUCUAAACCAAUGAUGAGCAAAUGGGAAGCAACGCUGAGGCAAAUUGAAAAGCGGGCAUCUCACUAUGAGAGGACACCAUUGACCUCCAUUUACAAACCAAGAUUGUCCAAGCCAGAAGAGCCGCCCUCCAUUUGGAAACUAUUUCAUCGACAGAAUCAAGCUUUUAAUUUUGUUAAAAGCUGUAAAGAGGAUGUUCAUGUAUUUGCUUUGGAGUACAAAGUAGAAAAUGGACAACGUAUUUACCUUGUAACAUCCUAUCCUCAACUUUGGUUUUACUAUAAGUCCCGAAAAACACUCUUGCAUUGCUAUGAAGUUAUUCCUGAGAAUGCUGUCUGCAAGCUUUAUUUUGAUUUGGAGUUUAACAAAUUGGCCAAUCCGGGAGCUGAUGGGAAAAAGAUGGUUGCAUUGCUCAUAGAGCAUGUUUGUAAAGCACUUGGGGAGUUAUACAGUGUUCACUGUUCAGCUGAAGAUGUUUUCAACUUGGAUUCCAGCACUGAAGAAAAAUUUAGCCGACACCUAAUAUUUCAGCUCCAUGAUGUGGCAUUUAAAGAUAACAUUCAUGUUGGUAAUUUUGUGAGAAAAAUUUUGCAACCUGCUCUUCACUUACUUGCCAAGGAAGAUGAAGAUAAGAUCCCAGAGGUGAUGAGCCAUGAAGCUUCCUGUUUUUCUGAUGUACUAUUAAAACAAGAGGUUUCAGAGGCCUGGGAGAAGCCAGGGUCACCUAAGCAAUGUGGCCCUGAUCUUUCAUUUUUAGUUGUGAAGAAUAACAUAGGAGAAAAGCAUCUUUUUGUGGAUCUAGGAGUCUAUACAAGAAACAGAAACUUUCGGCUGUAUCAGUCAUCAAAAAAAGGAAAGUGUGUGCCUUUGGAGGUUGCUGAAGAUAACAGAUUUAUUCCAAAACAGGCAAAAGACAUUUCUGAGGAAAACCAGUAUUUCCUGUCUUCGCUGGUGAGCAAUGUCAGAUUUUCAGACACUUUACGAAUUCUCACAUGUGACACCUCUCAGACUAGAAGAAAGCGGGCUGAGUAUUUUAACAGUACUGGCACUUCAGUAGAACCCAUUGAAGGUUUCCAGUGCUCACCAUACCCUGAAGUUGACCAAUUUGUUCUGUCUUUGGUGAAUAAACAUGACAUUCAAGGAGGAAUUCGGCGUUGGAACUACUUUUUCCCAGAAGAAUUACUGGUUUAUGAUAUAUGUAAAUAUCGCUGGUGUGAAAACAUUGGGAGAGCCCACAAGAGUAAUAACAUCAUGAUUCUGGUUGAUCUGAAAAAUGAAGUUUGGUAUCAAAAAUGCCAUGACCCUGUAUGUAGAGCACAAAACUUCAAAUCUAACUGUUUUCCAUUACCCACUGAAGUAAGCCUCCUGUUUCUUCUGGAAGAUGAAGAAGAGUUCACUGCCGAUGAAGCAGAUGAGACCAGCAACUCACUGACCAAGAUCCCAUCAUCCAGUAACCUGCCAGCAGGCGGGUUCUCUGCUGCUGCCUGGGAUGAUGAUGAAGAUGCCUGUUUCUUAGAAGCAACAGAAGAUGCUGAAUUAGCUGACGCUGCAGAUAAGAGUCUUCUUGAUUACAGCAGUUCAGUGGACGAUAUUCCUGACGAACUAAUUAUAGAAGCAUUACAGAGUAGCUGAUGGGGCUACAGUUUGCCAGAAGCCUGAGAUUUCAUCAUGUAAAUAUUAAACUAAGGUUGGGACUAUGGCCCAAGGUUAGAAUACUCACCUAGGAUGUACAAGGCCCCACAUUUAACCCUAACACCAUAAAAAAAUCAAAUUAUAUUAACUUAUUAUUAAACCUGUUUAUAGCAACUGUUUUAUCAUUUGGUUUUCUACUAUUUGCUUUUUAC